UUCACGUCAACCAAACUUCUUGCUUGACACACACAAAUACAAUGACAGGCUUUUGCAAAACAAGCCUUGCUUUAGCGGUCCUAUUUCUUGGAUCUCUAGUUUGUGAGGCUCGAGUAAUUCCUUCACAUUCAGAAUUUGUUAAAACUAGAGAAACCGAAUUCAUCCUUAAUGGUUCUCCAUUCCUUUUCAACGGAUUCAAUUCGUAUUGGAUGAUGCAUGUGGCAGCUCAGCCAAGCGAAAGGUAUAAGAUCUCCAAUGCCUUUCGUGAGGCUGCGGAUUCCGGCCUCAGAGUCUGUCGGACAUGGGCAUUUAGUGAUGGUGGUGACCAAGCUCUACAAAUAUCUCCUGGAGUUUAUAAUGAGGCCGUCUUUCAGGGACUUGAUUUUGUGGUAUCGGAAGCUAGGAAGUACGGAAUCAAGUUAAUUUUGAGUUUGAGCAACAACUACAAUGACUAUGGAGGAAGACCUCAGUAUGUGCAAUGGGCUAGAAAUGCUGGCGUGCACAUCAAUGGCGAUGAUGAUUUUUAUGCUAAUCCAGUGGUGAAGGGAUACUACAAGAACCAUGUCAAGAGAGUACUAACAAGGAUCAAUACCAUCUCAAAAAUAGCUUAUAAAGAUGACUCAACGAUCAUGGCUUGGGAACUAAUCAAUGAGCCCCGCUGCCAAGUUGAUUACUCUGGCAAAACCCUUAAUGCCUGGGUUCAAGAGAUGGCGAGCUAUGUGAAAUCCAUCGACAAUAAACACUUACUCGAAGUAGGCAUGGAAGGUUUCUAUGGGGACUCAAUCCCAAACAGAAAGCAGUACAAUCCUGGUUACCAAGUGGGCACAGAUUUCAUUACUAAUAAUCAGAUUAGAGAAAUUGAUUUCACUACCAUACAUGCAUAUCCAGACAUUUGGCUUUCUGGACAGCAUGAUAACGCACAAAUGGCAUUUAUGCAGAGGUGGCUGGCAAGCCACUUGACAGACUCGAAAAUGGUUUUGAAGAAGCCUCUGGUUUUCGCUGAAUUUGGGAAAUCGGAGAAAGACCCAGGAUAUAGCCAAAGCGCUAGGGACGCUUUCUUGAGUGGGGUUUAUAACAGCAUCUACGACUUUGCAAGAAAUGGAGGUAUCGGAGGCGGUUUGGUUUGGCAAAUUUUGGCUGAAGGGAUGGAUUCGUUUGAUGAUGGAUACGAGAUCGUUUUGUCCCAAAACCCAUUGACGGCCAGUGUCAUUGCUCAACAGUCGCGAAAAAUGACCGCGCUUGAGCAUACACUGAACAUUUGACGACAUUGACAAUGAUAAAUUUAAAGUCGGAUGAGGGAAAUUAGAUUAGAAUCCUCUAAUUGCGCUUAUAAACAAAGAGUGUUAGAUGAUUGUUCAAUGGAUGAUGCACUAAUUAUCAAAUAUAUAUGUAACGGAAUUCUUUUAAUAAAGA
Messenger RNA from Ziziphus jujuba (common jujube), 1413 nucleotides. RefSeq names its product mannan endo-1,4-beta-mannosidase 5. The transcript has 5 exons. The coding region runs from base 42 to 1262 and encodes 406 amino acids. The record is from RefSeq and is a predicted model, not a curated record. NCBI's taxonomy places the organism in Eukaryota, Viridiplantae, Streptophyta, Magnoliopsida, Rosales, Rhamnaceae. Gene Ontology annotation, molecular function: hydrolase activity, hydrolyzing O-glycosyl compounds.